AUGGCUAUUCGCAGUGAGCCUCCAAGCCUGGCGGCUGAGUCGACACCCGUGGCUGCUCUCGGAGUUGAAGAUCCCCUUGCGAGAUACAAUCACAAUGAUAGCUCGUGCGCCAUUGAACUAGCCCAGGACUAUACCAUUGGCGAGCAUCUCCUCUGGGCACCUAGAAGAAUCCGUGUAGGAUGCAUUGGCGCAGGUGCGUCGGGCAUAAUGCUGUGUUACAAGAAGGAAAAGGAGUUUGGAAACGACAUCGACCUGGUUGUGUACGAACGCCACGACCAGCCUGGAGGUGUCUGGUACACGAACAAGUACCCGGGCUGCCGAUGUGACGUCCCGUCACCUGCGUAUCAGUAUUCAUUUGCCCCCAAGCCAGACUGGCCGAUGAUGUACUCGUCCGCCCAAGACAUCCAGGGGUAUUAUCGCGACUUUGCCGAAAGCCGAGGAUACCUCGACAACUACAUCAAGCUCAAGCAUUCCGUCAAUAAAGCCGUGUGGGACGAGGAUAACGGCCAGUGGAUCCUCAGCGUCACUGAAAGGUUAUCGUCAGGCGAGACACGCGUCUUUGAGGACAGAGUCGACUUUUUGGUCGGCAACAUUGGCGUCUUGCACACGUGGAAAUGGCCCUCGAUUCCUGGACGGGAACUUUUCAAGGGAAAAAUGACCCACUCCGCCAACUACGACACCUCUCUCGACCUCAAGGAUCAACGGGUCGCCGUGAUCGGAUCUGGCGCCUCGGCUGUGCAGAUCGUCCCAGCCAUCAAGGACGAGGCAGCUCACGUGGUAUCUUUUUACCGAACGCCGCAGUGGAUCAGCUCCGGAAUGCAGGUGGAGGGCCUGACGGAUGGCUCCAACAUUGCGUUCACCGACGAGCAAAAGAAAAAGUUCAGGGAUGACCCAGCCUACUACCUGGAAUGUCGAAAGAAGAUGGAAAACAAUAUCAACAGGGCUUUCCCUGUCAUGCUCAAGGAUCAUCCCAUGCAGACCGUGGGCCGUAAGAAAGUAGCGGAGCGCAUGGCAAGCAUUAUAAACAACGAUCCGGCUCUUAUGAAAAAGGUGAUGCCAGACUUUGCCAUGGGCUGUAGACGGCUCGGCCUUGGAGAAGAGUUCCUUCACGCCCUCAACACGCCCAAGGUUUCUCUUGCCGAUUCGGGCAUUGAAGUCUUUACUGAAACCGGAGUCAAGUGCAAGGAUGGAUCUACAAUCGACUUUGACGUUGUGAUCUGUGCCACUGGCUUUGAUGUCAGUUUCAGGCCGCCCUUUGCGUUGAUCGGCCGAGAGGGAAGGGUGCUAGGCGAUGAGUGGGGCGCUGAGCCUGAAGCGUACCUCGCCCUGGCUGCUUCGGGGUAUCCCAAUUUCCUCAUUGGCUCACUGGGCCCUAACUGCCCUGCCGGCCAUGGCUCCUUCGUCACUGUUCUCGAAUCGGCCCAGAACUACGUCUGCAAAGUAAUCCGCAAGCUGCAGACUGAGAACAUCCUAAGCCUGGAUGUCAAGAAAGAAGUCGUGGACGAGUACAACCAACAUGUUCACCAGUGGCUUCAGAGAACCGUCUGGGCAGCUGGAUGUCGCUCAUGGUUCAACGGAGGAGACCCUUCCGGGAAGAUCAGAGCUCAGUACCCCGGUUCAUUGAUGCAUUGGAGAGAGAUGAUGGAUGAGCCUCGUUUUGAGGACUACAACAUCAGGUACAGGGGCACCAACAGGUUCAAGUUUAUGGGGAAUGGCUUUACCAAGAAGGAAGUUGAUGGGCAAGACUUGUCGUUUUACCUGGAUCCUGACUGGAUCAAGAGGCCUCUGUUUAGCCACUAG
This is a messenger RNA of Fusarium falciforme, 1800 nucleotides long. Its product is annotated as Putative sterigmatocystin biosynthesis monooxygenase stcW. NCBI's taxonomy places the organism in Eukaryota, Fungi, Ascomycota, Sordariomycetes, Hypocreales, Nectriaceae. The record is from RefSeq and is a predicted model, not a curated record. The coding region runs from base 1 to 1800 and encodes 599 amino acids. The transcript has 6 exons. Gene Ontology annotation, molecular function: N,N-dimethylaniline monooxygenase activity; flavin adenine dinucleotide binding; NADP binding.